Molecule: messenger RNA, 1677 nt
Organism: Fragaria vesca subsp. vesca
Lineage: Eukaryota; Viridiplantae; Streptophyta; Magnoliopsida; Rosales; Rosaceae
Product: type I inositol 1,4,5-trisphosphate 5-phosphatase CVP2-like
Exons: 10
Coding region: 1-1677 (558 amino acids)
Biological process (GO): phosphatidylinositol dephosphorylation
Molecular function (GO): inositol-polyphosphate 5-phosphatase activity; phosphatidylinositol-4,5-bisphosphate 5-phosphatase activity; phosphatidylinositol-3,4,5-trisphosphate 5-phosphatase activity
Source: RefSeq, a predicted model, not a curated record
AUGAUAGAUGGGAAUUCAAAGAAAAGCAAGCUUUCAUGGCCCAAGACUCUGGUCAAGAAGUGGCUCAACAUCAAGAGCAAAGCUGAGGAUUUUCACGCAGACGACGUCGUUUAUGAAGGUGGUGAUGAAGAGUGGAGGAACACUUAUUCAGAGAGGGAAGCAUGCACAAUCAAGAAAAGCAAAACAGAAAGGUUAAGCAAGAGGCACUCUGAUAAAGUCCGGCGAGGUAAGAUUGACAUGGACGCGUCACAGGUUACAGAUGUACACAAUUAUAGGAUAUUUGUAGCUACAUGGAAUGUGGCCGGAAAAUCUCCACCGAGUUGUUUGAAUCUAGAAGAUUGGCUUCAUACCUCUCCUCCUGCCGACAUAUAUGUUCUAGGGUUUCAAGAAAUAGUUCCUUUGAAUGCUGGCAAUGUUUUGGGGACAGAAGACAAUGCCCCAGCUAAAAAAUGGCUAGCUCUUAUAAGGAAGACUCUAAAUAGUCUUCCUGGUGCAAGUUGUGGUUUUCAUACACCUUCCCCAGUUCCUGAUCCAAUUGUGGAGUUGGAUUCAGACUUUGAGGGAUCAACAAGGCAGAAAACCUCAUCCUUCUUCCACCGUCGGUCCUUUCAAUCCUUGAGCCGCAGCAUGAGAAUGGAGAAUGACAUGUCAAUGCGGCAACCCCAGCUUGAUCGACGGUACAGUGUUUGUGACCGAGUUAUGUUUGGGAAUAGACCAAGUGACUAUGACCCUAACAUAAGAUGGGGUUCCUCUGAUGAUGAGAAUGGACCUGGUGAUUCACCUGUUGUCACACAGUAUUCACCGAUGUCCAAUAGUGGAUCAUUUUCGAUGGAGGAUAGAGAAAGACAGCAAGGGAACUCGAGGUACUGCUUGGUUGCCAGCAAGCAAAUGGUUGGGAUUUUCUUAACAGUGUGGGUUAAAAGUGAUCUUAGAGAUGAUGUUCGUAAUAUGAAGGUGUCAUGUGUUGGCAGAGGAUUGAUGGGCUAUCUUGGAAAUAAGGGUUCAAUUUCAAUUAGCAUGUCUUUGCACCAAACAAGCCUCUGCUUCAUCUGUAGUCACCUGACCUCUGGGCAGAAGGACGGAGAUGAACUUCGAAGAAACUCUGAUGUCUUGGAGAUCCUUAGGAAGACAAGGUUUCCCAGGGUUAAUGGAAUGGGAGAUGAAAACUCUCCUCAGACUAUACUAGAGCAUGAUCGAAUCAUUUGGCUUGGGGAUUUGAAUUAUCGCAUUGCCCUUUCUUACCGCUCUGCAAAAGCUCUUGUUGAGAUGCACAACUGGAGGGCAUUGUUAGAAAAUGACCAGCUAAGCAUAGAGCAAAGACGAGGACGUGUCUUUGAGGGAUGGAGUGAAGGGAAGAUAUAUUUCCCUCCAACAUAUAAGUAUUUGAACAAUUCAGAUAGGUAUGCCGGUGAUGAUAGGCACAACAAGGAGAAGCGAAGAACUCCAGCAUGGUGUGAUCGUAUACUAUGGCACGGAAGAGGCCUCCAUCAAUUGUCCUAUGUCCGUGGAGAGUCAAGGUUCUCAGAUCACAGGCCAGUUUACAGCGUAUUUCUGGCAGAGGUAGAGUCCAUUAACCGUAGCCGAAUCAAGAAAAGCAUGAGCUGUUCCAGUUCCAGGAUUGAGGUGGAGGAGUUGUUGCCACACUCAUGUGGAUACUCCCAACUCCAUUUAUAUUGA